GCCUCUAGAGGGGAGCGACGCGUCGAGCGAAGAGGACAGCGAUAUGUUGGAGCGGGCGACGGAGCGAAGCGGACGCCGCCGGCCGGUGCACGGGAAGGGCGCGGGCGGCCGUCAGUUCCGCGCCGCGCCUCGCUCGUACAACCCGUCGUCGCUGACGCUCCCGCCUGCGCGCCCGCUCCACAAUGAAGUCUAAAGUAAAGGGAGCGAGAACCAAGAACAUGGACAAGCUGAUCGCAGCUGUCCAGGCCCGGGAAUGUUUAUGGGACAAGAGCUACAGGGGGCACAGGAAUCGCUUCAAGUUGGAGCGAUAUUGGAAUGAAGUGGCGGCUGAGGUUGGGACGACGAGUUUGAACUGUCGCAAAAAAUGGAAGAACCUAAAAGACCAAUGCCGCAAGGAGAUGAAGAAAAACCCGACAGAAUCGGAAUGGCCGCAUUUCCAGAAGUUGAAAUUCAUUCAUCACCAGUUCGUGGCCGAAGAUGAGGAAGGGGACGAGGAUACUACUGAUGAGGUCUUCAAUUCUCUGGACGAGUCCAUAAAGAGGCCUAAAUUAGGCUACACCAUGAGAAAGAAGCUCUUGAUGAACAAGCGAAGGGCUAUAGAUGUUGAUAUGAAUAAGCUUAUUGAUUUGGUUCGCGUUAGGGAGAUAAUUUGGAACAGGUCACUCAAAGGCCACCAUAACUGGUACAAGCUUGAUGAAAGCUGGAAGGAGGUUGCGCAAGAGUUGGAUUGUACACGUGACGAAGCAAGACUCAAAUGGAAGUACCUAAGAGACCAAGCGAGGAAGGAGGUAAGGAAGCAAUCAGGAUCAGAUUGGGAGUACCUCCCAAAACUGCAAUUCCUCACAAACCAAUUCAAUGACUAUGAAGGCAAUGAAAUACCAGAUGAAUCCUACACACAAGAUUAUGAUGCAGAUCAAGGAAGCAGCUAUUACAACAUAGAACCAACCAAUGAUGUUAGCGUUAAAGAAGACGAUUUUGAUGAAUUUGAUACUAAACCAAUUAUAAUGGAAACAGAUUUUUAUGAUGACGAUGAUGAUGCACAGAAGAGUGCUACUACUGAACCAAGUGAGCCAGUUGCGAAGGAUGAAGAUAUAGGCUUCUUCAAUAGCCUGCUUCCUCACGUCAAGAAAUUAGGACCGGCUAAAAAACUAAUGUUAAGAAUGAAGAUACAGGAGAUGGUCUACAAUACUGUUUAUAAUGAAACUUAGUUUGAGAAUAGUAACACUUAUUCAGAAAAAUGAGAACAUUUUUUAAAGGAAAUAGCCUGGUUAUAUUUCGGAGGCAUGCGAUAUUAUUUUGAUACGUGACAGGCUAUAUUUCUUUAUACUUAAUUGAAAAAUGCCUCAAAUUUAUAGCUUAGAGAAGUGGCAGAUGUGGGAAUGUCUGGUCUUAUUUUUAUUACAAUGUAACGUUGCCCAACUUUAGGAUUUUCCUCUGUGCUGUGAGUGCUAUAUACUAUUUCACAUACAGAUCUCAUCUAGACCCGGAACAACAGUUUGUGGAUCAUACAAAGAGUUUUUCCGUGCGGGAAUUGAAAACGCGAUACGUUGCGUGGCAGCCACCGCACCAACCGUGCAGUCAAACGUAUUAAUUGUAAC
Messenger RNA from Spodoptera exigua (beet armyworm), 1598 nucleotides. NCBI's taxonomy places the organism in Eukaryota, Metazoa, Arthropoda, Insecta, Lepidoptera, Noctuidae. The record is from the annotation of a GenBank genome assembly.